Molecule: messenger RNA, 1209 nt
Organism: Meyerozyma guilliermondii ATCC 6260
Lineage: Eukaryota; Fungi; Ascomycota; Pichiomycetes; Serinales; Debaryomycetaceae
Product: ERMES complex subunit
Exons: 1
Coding region: 1-1209 (402 amino acids)
Biological process (GO): mitochondrion organization; phospholipid transport
Cellular component (GO): ERMES complex
Molecular function (GO): lipid binding
Source: RefSeq, a predicted model, not a curated record
AUGUCAACUUCUGUUCAUAUCUCUCAAUCUUUCCCAUUUUCUUCCUUAUUCUUGCCCCACCUCUGCAACCCAUUUUCGCAAAAUUCGCCGCGCACUCUUUACAAAUAUAUACCACGCCAAAUGUCCUUUGACAUAAAUUGGUCACAACUAGUAGAAGAUGAAUCCAUUAACAACUCCAUAAAAGAAUUCUUGGCAUCACAAUUCCUGAGUGUGUCCUUGCCUUCAUAUAUUGAUAACCUUACGGUAUCAGAUUUUCUGCUUGGAGACAAAGCUCCAGAAAUCAUAAUACGAGAUAUUGGCGACACUUUUGAAGACUUCUACGAAGAUGAAGACGGUCCACGGAAUGCUGGAGCUCCUACAACUACGGCUACCUCGGGAAUGGGAGAAAGUGAUUCGAGUGACGACGAAGAUACUCGAGAUGGACUCACGGGAGAAGUAACUCUUUCAGAAACCACAGAAUCUAAAACCCAAUUUGCUCCACAACCUUUGCAUCCCAUACCUACUAAACUAAGGAGGUCCCACACAACUCUGGCAGCCACCCCCUUGUCUUCACAUGCCCAUUUGAAUUCGUUGUACGCAUACAACCUCACCAAUGUGGGAUUGGGAACUCUUAAUCUCAACUCCGCCACACCCUCGGGAAGAGAUACACCUACACAAAUACUCAAUCAGAUGCGGACCGGACCGAAUCUGCCGCCAAUUCUGAAUACUCCCAUUAGUUCGCUGAAAAAACUGAAACGAGGCGAAAAUGACGUCCAGAUUAUAGCCGAGGUCAAAUAUAAGGGCAAUCUUCAUAUCGAGGUCACGGUGGACUUAUUCUUGAACUAUCCCUCUCAGCAUUUCGUAACACUUCCCAUCAAAUUGCAUAUUACCGGGUUUGAGAUUCACUCGCUCAUUUGCAUUGCAUACCUCCAAAAUGCAGUUUACUUUUCCUUUCUUUGUGACGUCAGCGACGAUUCACAGGCGGACUACUUUAACGGUGCUCACAUGGAGUCUGGAGGGAAUUUUGUGGAGUACGUUUCGGGCACAAAUAACAAGGAGAGAAUCGACAUCAUCAAGAAAGUCAAAAUCGAGUCUGAAAUUGGCGAGGUGGAAACUAAUGUCUUAAGAAAUGUGGGCAAGGUUGAAAAGUUUUUGGUGGAAAAAAUCAGAAGCAUAAUCAGAGAGGAGACCGCUUGGCCCAGUUGGCUAUGCUUUGACAUGAGUGAUUGA